Molecule: messenger RNA, 1327 nt
Organism: Anopheles maculipalpis
Lineage: Eukaryota; Metazoa; Arthropoda; Insecta; Diptera; Culicidae
Gene: IFT52
Product: intraflagellar transport protein 52 homolog
Exons: 7
Coding region: 35-1327 (430 amino acids)
Biological process (GO): cilium assembly; intraciliary transport
Cellular component (GO): intraciliary transport particle B; centriole; cilium
Source: RefSeq, a predicted model, not a curated record
GGGACCGGUUUACCGGCAGAAUCUGUUAACAGCCAUGAGCAACGCAACAAUUUUGUUCAACAUUUCCAAGAACGAGCUGUUUAAGCUUGCAGACAACUACAAAACGCUGCACAGGAAGUUGAAGGUGAACCAUCGUGUCGAAAGUAAUAAAAGUGAGAUCACGCCAGAUAUCCUGAAGACAGCCACCGUGUUUGUGCUGGCAGGACCUCAGGAGAAAUUCACCGAAACAGAGUUUCAGCACUUGAAGGACUAUAUUAACGAUGGAGGAAGAUUAUUACUUCUGCUCGGUGAAGGCGGUGAAGUUCAGUUCAACACCAAUGUAAACUUUCUACUCGAAGACUAUGGAAUGACUAUCAACAAUGAUGUCGUUGUGCGACCACAAUAUUACAAAUAUUUCCACCCCAAGGAAGCUCUCAUCAGUGGCGGUGUAAGUUGCGACUCGAUGAACAAUCUACUGCUGGACACGAGCAAAAGUAUCCUCACGUCGUUCGAUUUCAUGGACGAUAAGUACAAAGUCGAGUUUGUCUACCCGUUCGGAGCGACCAUGAACGUUAUAACCCCUGCGAAUGUGCUCCUCACGACCGGCCCAGUAGUGUAUCCUUUCAACCGACCGCUGGCUGGUUACUUUCAGAACGAAAACAACGGCAAGCUGAUCGCCAUCGGGUCGGGACACAUGUUUCAGGACAAGUACAUCACCAACGAGGUGAACACAGCGCUUUGGGACAGUUUGCUGGCGAUGAUUUUGCAGGAUGAGUUUAAAUUCAAAUCAUCUGACUUCAACGACCUGGAGAUAAAUGACUACGCCGUCAUACCCGAUACGAUCUAUCUGGCCGAGCAGCCGAAGAUUUGUUUAAUGGAUUCGCUCGAUUACGACAUUCCGGCCGACUUCAAGAAGCUAUUUGAUAUGUCGCUGUACUCGAUCAACAACGAUCUGCUGCGCGAUGUUAUCGGCACGUACGAAAAGCUGGAUGUGCAAUAUGAACCGCUCAAGAUCAUCAAACCGCAGUUCGAGAUUCCUCUACCGCCGUUACAGCUUGCGGUGUUCCAGCCAAUAUUCAGUGACCUAGCCGCUCCACCUCUUGAGCUGUUUGAUCUGGACGAAGCAUUCAGCUCGGAAAAGGUACAAAUUGCUCAGCUGACCAACAAAUGUCUCUCGCCGGCACACGAAGGACAGCACAAGAUCGACGAAAAGGAGUUGGGCUACUUCAUACAAGAGUGUGGCCGUAUUCUGAAGGUUUGCCAGGACGAUCAAAAGAUGUCGCCAAAGGAGAUACUUAAUGCAAUUAGCGUCAAGAUUGCUAACUACAAGAAGUUGGACAAGGACUAG